AUGCCUACGGGGACGCCAACUCCUUGGUCUUAUGCUCUGAUACGAUUCCUCUUCCGAUUUGUGCUCAAGAUAUUUUACGGAUCUAUCGUCGUUGAAAACGUUGAUGCCAUCCCAAAGAAUGGAAGGCCCUGCAUUGUCUGUGCCAACCACAGCAACUCACUUACGGACGCGCUGUUACUCGUAACUUCUAUUCCGACUAAUAAACGGAACAUGCUCCGUCUCACCGCGAAAGCGACCCAAUUUGGUCAUCGAACAUUUACAAGUUGGCUUAUAGAAUCCGCUGGGACGGUUCCCAUUAAGAGAAGAAAGGACCACAGAGAUGGAAAUGCAGACAACUCGGAGGUGAUGGAGCACCUUAUGAAGGCUCUCGAACUAGGAGAUGCUGUUUGUCUGUUUCCUGAAGGGAUGAGUCGCUACCACCCUACGAUCGCACCUCUCAAGACGGGAGUGGCCAGGCUUGUCUCCGACGUUCUCUCGAGAAACAGAGAUGACCCAGACUUUGAAAUAUCGGUCCUACCAGUUUCAAUCACAUACAUGCAUCGACAACACUUCCGCUCAGAUGUCUUAGUCACCUUCCAAUCACCACUAAUGUUCACUCCCAAGAACAAUCCCGAACUCCUCAGCCCUGUUGAAUUCACGAACGUGCGUGAGUUGACAGCUCAGCUGCACGAAAAAAUUGCCAGUGGGACGUAUGACUCGCCGUCCUGGGACCUCAUACGCUGUGCGAAGCUUGCUGCGCGAAUGUACGCGCCGCUCGGGACGAUGAUGACUCUCGGUGAUCAUGUACGAAUCAGUCUUUCAUUUCUUGAAGUCUUCAAGUCACCCCAGGAUUACCUCCCGGCCGGGAGCGAAACUGAGGUCGAGGAGCUUCGUGAUCUACAAUCAUGUCUCAAGGCAAGCCAUCCUUUUGUCUUAUUGUUUGAGCGAAUCAUUGACCGCUCAACCCAGGCUUACCAAGAUCGCCUUGCGAAAUGGGGGAUCAAGGAUGAUCGCAUCCGACGGCCUCUUCCUCGCCACACCAUCCUCUCUCGACUCGUCAUUCGCUUGAUGUGGUCUGUCUGCCUCUUUGCCGUCUCGCUGCCAGGCCAGGCCCUCUGGGUACCUAUAUUCGCCACCACUUUUUACGCAGUGCACAAUUUCAAGAAGACCGGACCCAUCUUCGACACCUGGGACGAGAUCGCGCAGUACAAGCUCAUCUACGGCCUCAUGUCGGGAAUAUGCGUCUGGAUAUCUGCAGUCGCCCUGACGUGGCCGUUCGCUAUUGUCACCGUAUUUUUGGUCCCUGCGUUUAUGUGGAUGACUCUGCGCUGGUUCGAGGACGCAGUUGCCAGUUUUCGGGCCUUCACGGCGUUAUUCCGCCUGCUCCGCGUGGGCAAGCCGACAUUAAAAGAGAUGCACGAGAUCAGGAGGGAUUUGCAUUCUCGUGUCGUAGAAUUAGCGGUCGGGAAGUUGAAUCUGCCUGAGGAUCCCGAAAUGUACUUUACCCGAGCGGGCGGAAGGGAGAAAGGGCGGAUUAGAGGCAGUUGGGAUAGCCGAGCAAGGUAUUUUUCGAUCAAGAGGAGGCGCAAACGUGACUGGAACGAGACGCUACGCCUAUAUGAUAAGGUAGAUUAUCCAGAAGACGAAUAA
Molecule: messenger RNA, 1629 nt
Organism: Cyclocybe aegerita
Lineage: Eukaryota; Fungi; Basidiomycota; Agaricomycetes; Agaricales; Hemipholiotaceae
Source: the annotation of a GenBank genome assembly